Messenger RNA from Monopterus albus (swamp eel), 7688 nucleotides. RefSeq names its product inositol polyphosphate multikinase b (gene ipmkb). Gene Ontology annotation, molecular function: inositol tetrakisphosphate kinase activity; inositol-1,4,5-trisphosphate 3-kinase activity. Gene Ontology annotation, biological process: inositol phosphate biosynthetic process. The record is from RefSeq and is a predicted model, not a curated record. NCBI's taxonomy places the organism in Eukaryota, Metazoa, Chordata, Actinopteri, Synbranchiformes, Synbranchidae. Bases 1090 to 2592 code for a protein of 500 amino acids. The transcript has 6 exons. Gene Ontology annotation, cellular component: nucleus; cytoplasm.
UUAAGUAGAGAGGUUGCCGCCCACGCUGACCUGGAUAUCUACAGCUGAGGAAGACUCUGCUGUCGAGCUCUUUUAAUACCGUGGAUAUUAGGACGACGCUGCAUCGUUUUCGUGCUCAUCUUUAGCGCACAGUCCUCGGUUUUGAUGACGGUUAUACUCUCUUAUCUGCUGAAUUGUGAGGAGAGCAAGGGCUUGUUUAACAGUCUAUUGUUUAACAGCUGUAUUGAUACAUGAUCAGUUAAAGCCUGGAUUGGAUUUUCUCUUCACGCAAUGUCAGGAUGUAUUGUCUCUAUUCGCCCUACCUGCUUCUGUAUUUGUUGUGUGGAAGGGGAUCUCACUUUUAACUGUGUCGUAACAUCACCAUUAGGCUCAUGAGAAACAACACUAUUUACUUCUUCAGUGAGGAAGUGGAGCUGCCUCAGACUGGCUGUGUUUGACAAGGAUAAAACCGGACGUUGGGUCAAUUAACCUUCAAAAUAAAGGCCCGAAAUAUGUUCGUUUUCAGUCAGAAUAAGGACGUUUUGGAUCGUGCAGAGCCGUAAAACGAAAGAAAGGAAGCAGACAUUUUGUCAUUAGUAGGAGAGCUUUGUAUUUUUGUAAUUAUCAUGGUAAAAUUGCAUUAUCUAUACGUCUCCAUUCGUUUUAUUUUGGAAGCCACGGACAGAUACUUCGUUUGCAUGUGCUGCGUUUGAGACUGGUAGGAAGUGGGAUGUGGCCAGUAUGUAUUUAUGCUCCUGUUCAAGAUAUGAAAACCAUUGAAUCAGCGUUGCCUCGGGGGCCCUGCUUCACCACCGGACACGGCGGGGUUUACGACAGUACUGCUGUCUGUCAACGUGGUUGUCGGUGGCCGAAAACAGCGAAUGCAGCCGAGGCUGUUGUGCCGGUUUUGUCUGGACUGGACCAUUUAAAUGAAGGCUUCUCAACCUCACGCCCAGGCAAUUUGAUGAAGUGGUGUGCGGGGCUGCAGUUUGCUCUUACGUAAUCACAGCAUGUGAAACGAUACAAUCAUAAACAUUUUUAUUAUUCAUUUGUAUUUUUAUUUUUUAUUUUCGACGAAAGCGUUCUUUUCCCUCUUUUUAAUAUAUACACAUGUCAACAACUCGGCAUCAAGUGAUGAUGGAGUCCUCUCUAGCUCUCGGGAGACUGGAACUGACCCCCAACUCAACACCCAUCUCAGCUCUUGGGGUCAAUCUGACCCCGCGGCUCUCCAGUGGCCCCACGGCGAUAGAGAACUGUGUCCAGCGGCCUCCGGGGCUACAGGGCCACGGCCACCCGAACGGCUGCGUCCCACUGUCACAUCAGGUGGCGGGCCACAAGUACGGAGUGGAUAAAGUGGGUAUUUUACAACAUCCAGAUGGAACAGUCCUGAAGCAGCUUCAGCCACCGCCAAGAGGUCCACAAGAGAUGCAGUUUUACAACAUGGUGUAUGCAGAGGACUGCUGUGAUCCAUGUCUUCUGGAACUCCAGAACCACCUUCCCAAGUACUACGGGACCUGGUCCUCUCCUGACAGUCCCACUGACCUGUACCUGAAGCUGGAGGACGUGACUCAUCACUUUGCCAAGCCAUGCAUCAUGGACGUGAAGCUGGGCCGGCAGAGCUACGAUCCAUUCGCCUCGCAGGAGAAACGGGAACAGCAGAUUAGAAAAUACCCACUGAUGGAGGAGAUUGGCUUCCUGGUCCUCGGCAUGAGGGUAUAUAAAGUGUGCAGUGACAGUUUUGACUCCUAUGACCAGUACUAUGGAAGGGCACUGGUUAAGGACACCAUUAAAGAUGGACUGGCAAAGUUCUUCCAUAAUGGUGUAAGUCUGAGGAAGGACGCAGUAUCAACCAGCAUCCGCAGGGUGCAACAAAUCCUCCGGUGGUUUGAGUCUCAGCACCAGUUGGUCUUCUACGCCAGCUCCCUUCUCUUCGUCUACGAAGGCCUCCCCUCUUCUUCCUCCUCAUCCUCCCAUAGUUUUCCUCUCAGCACCCCAUCAACUGGCCAGACUGUGGUGAAAAGUGCCAUGUUGUCAACAGCGGGUGACAGCAGUCAGGGUGGAGGGUGGAAAGGGAAACAAGAAGGGGCAGGGCAGGAGAAGGAUAUGGCUGAGUACAACAACAACAACAUGCAGGUGGCGGUGCCCUUGGACUACAGCCUGUCCACCAUCUACACCAACCACAGGAAGGGUUGCCAUCAGCACUGUGCAAACAGUCAUCUCCUCAGCAGCAGUGGAGACGGUGAAGCUGUGGAGAAGACAGGGAGCUCAUUUUCUGGAGCCAACUACUCAGCUGUGUGUGGAGAAGACAACUCGGCAUGGAAACGAACAGGUGAGUCCCAGCAGCCGCCAAAUGCAAAUGGAAACAAAUCACAACUGGAAGGGAAGGAUGAGGAUGGUGAGAGGGAGAGUCACGGCUGGAGGAGGAGAGAGGACGAGGAGCUGAUGGGACGAGGAGGCGAUGCAACACAGGGGAAUGGAAGAGACACAGAGGUCGAGGUCAGGAUGAUUGACUUUGCCCAUGUAUUCCCCAGCGACAGCCAUGAUCACGGCUACAUCUAUGGCCUCAAGCACCUGCUGAUGGUGCUAGAGCAGAUCCUCUGUGACGCCGCCUAGAGCCCCACCCCACACCUCCUGACCUGCUCAAAGUGAAGCCCUAUCUGUUUUCUGUCAACCCUCAAAAGACAGAAACCUUGAGAGGAAAGAAUCAAAAAAGUACAUACUAAAACUCAUCAUUGUCAACUUCAUCAUCAUCUCACCUGAUUGUAAUGGUCUGUCAGUCACAUGUGUCUACCUGUGUGUGUGCAUGUCUGUGAGCAGAGUGGAGAGGCUGACAGCCGUUUUCUCUGUGAGCAGCAGCACCGCGUGUACUGAUCAGUCUGAGGAGGCAUUACGACCCUGUACUUAAACACAACACCUACAUCCGCAUGACUUACUGAUGCUCAGACAAGCUCCUCAAAGCCACCUGACCUCACCUAUGGUCCAUUUACAGUUCAUUAGUACACCUGAAACUAGGGGUAGAAAAUAGGACAGCAUAUACUGUGAGACAGAGGUUUUCCUGUACCAUUUCUGCCAUAGUAACUGUCCCUUUAAUAUCGCUGGUUGUAUUAGGCAACAGUGGGGACAGCUACAGAUUAGUGAGCGGCACUGUCUUCUAGCAGUAUUGGGUUUCCAGGCGUUUUACAGCAGUGUGACUCAAAUUCUCAGUGCAUUUUCUCUUAUCCACAUCUAACAGCCAUCCACGGUGGUCAGCUGGAUUUGGUUCAUUUAGUUUUACAGUACACUGUCAAAUUACAGACAAACUAGGGCUGGGAAGCAGAAGUCUGGUCACUGGUCUCCAUUGAAACCUAUAAACAACAACAAACAGUGAAGUCAGGGUUCAGAAUGGCCUCUUGACCGUUAAGUUGCUCUAAGUUUGUCGGCAUCAGGUAAAACAGGAAGUCUUGAGAACAUUGAGGUUUAAGUCGGGUCAUGGUUUGUGAUUUUUGUUGGAACCACCCUCUACAGGUAUCGUAACUCAGGUAAACUUACUGUAAGAAAAGAAAACUGCUCAAUAUUACUACUAUUCCCCACUCAGCAAGAUGACCCUCAUGCUGUCUGGUUGUUCAGUUCUAAAUGAGUGUUUUAUAUAGCCUGAUCUCAUGUUUGUGACCUCUUAACCUUGAUCUUACACAUGUUGCACAGUCUUUUACCAUGGCUCUUUUCACUGAUCGACAUGUUGGGCUGCCAAACCACUUCUCCCCUCUAAAGCCUGGGUGUCCUGGUUAUGUGGAGUGUCUCCUCUUGCUGCCCUGGUGUGAGGAAUAGGAUUAUAUUGCUGAAGUCAUACCUUGUACUACAUUGCUUGUGAGCAUUUUGAACAUCAGUGCCAUUGCUGUAGCAUUAGCCAUUUUGUUUUUCUGUGAUUUUAAGUUAUUCUAGUGAAUAGAUUUCUAAACAGGCAACAGUUGGAAAAUCCACCGUUCUCUUCCCAGCGCCUGGAGAGAUGACGUUUGGGGGUUUGACGCUGAAAACUACUGUGACUGAUCAACAUGAUUUUACCUAAUAUGACUGAACUUUCCUAAAGAUGUUAAGAUGAUAGUAAAAACACAUUUGAAAUGUUUUUGGCUUGACAUGUCAGCAUGCAGGUUGGUACGAAAACAGAAGUCGGCACAUCUUUUUUUACACUAAUCUGCUUAACUGGUUAAUGCUGCUGUCUUUGGCACUGAUUCUAAUAUUCUUGUGUCAGAGGUAUUAAGACCAACACUGUCCAUUCCUGUAGCUGCGAUGGAUUUCUGGAAGCCCAUGGUUGUUGGAGUUUUAUUUUUAUUAUUUUGUGUUAUUUUCUUGUAGUAGUGACUUAAUAAUCUCAUUUUGUUUGGAAGACACAUUGAGCUUAGUUUGACAAAAAAAAAAAAAAGGUCUACUAUUUGUUCUUCACGCAGUGGCCUUCGUUAGCAUAUGAUGUGGCUGCAACAAUCAAGUCAACAGACCUUGUGAUAAUGUUAUGUGAAUUUUGACAAUGUAUUUUCAGGCGCAGAUUUUGUUUAGAUUAACAUUUUUAUUGAGUUUGAAAUGUCCUGGUCAGAAAGAGGAAUGUCUGUCAGCAGCUAAACAAGUAUGGCUACCUGUCACCCUGACAUGGAGGUAGAGCAGGAUUACCCAGGGCCCCUGGACAGGUUCACGGCCUAGUUUGUACUAAUUAGAUUCAUUUCUAGUCAGUUCACCAAUGUUUUUCAUGCUAUACAAGGGAAUUUAAGAUAAUAUGCACAGUAAUGCACUGCUAAAGCACAACAGAGACCGAAAGUUAGACUUGUUAGAGUGCAGGUUUUCUAGAGAGAGAUUAAGGAUGUGUGACAACAGCAAACUGUGUCAUUACACACAGAACAGACCUGUUCUUCCUUUUAUCACCCUUCAAUGCUAAGCAGUUAUUUUUCUGUCAGUGUCUGGUCUGUACACAUUUAGUGACUCCACCCUUGGCCUGCUGCACUAACAGUGGAGCAGCUUUAUAGUCUCCUGUUAAGUCUCACUGCCCCAGUAUGCUGCAGACCCACUUUGAUUUAAGCCAAUAUUACGCACAGUGUUUGACUUUAACUCCCUUCAAUCAGUGAGUGCCACUCAGACAUUCAGGUUCACUGUAUGUGGGCAGUUUUACAUGCGCUCUGGUCCCCAGUCCACUGAAAUGCCUGAGAGCUGGUUUCUCCUGUUUAAGGACUACAUGAGGGUUUUUACCCUACAGUCCCAUUUAGCAUAUUGUAUAGUUCCUUCUUCACAUUACAGCCAAUCAGCCACAGUGGUUAAAUAACUUAAAUGAAAGUAUAUCUUCCCAGCCUCCUUCCCAUUUCCAUUCAGCAUUACGUUUGCCUUUAAAGUCUUUUUUUUUUUAGGUGCACACACUGAUUUACCACACAACAGUAACAAGCAUAAAAGCAGAUAGGAUGCUCACUGUGGAGCGAUAAGACUCUUCCACUGGAAUAAUUAGAACCUUUUACACUUGGAGAAAGGUCAGUGUGAUUUAAAGCUCAGUCAAUUUGCCAGUUAAUAAUUGUUACUUUAUUCUGUCUUUAAAUGAUUGAGGAUUUUUAAUAACAAAUUUAAAAUGAAGCUGUACCUUGGAUUUGAAAUCCCUUCAAACAUUAUCUUUCUUCCAUUUAUUGAUUUGCCUGCCCAACAUGUCCACUCUAAAAUUUCAUUUACAGUUCAAAUUUUUUGCCAUUUAAAAAUGAACUGAAUCCAGUGUGCAGCAGGGAAAGCUUGGCCCGCUGUUGUGUGUUGGCUGAGUGACUUUGCUGCUCAUACUGUACAUCGGAAUACAAAUACUGUAAAUGUGACACCAUGAAAUACAUGCAUUGUGGAAUGUAGUAUGAUAGGCAGAAAAACUAAAUGGAAAGAGUACUAAUUUAAAUAUUUUUUUGUAUUUCCAAUUUAAAAUAUAAUUUAGUCAGCAUUUAAAGACAGAAUAAGCAACUUAUUUUUAUACUGACUUAUCAUACAUCCGGUUAUAAGGCAAAUAAUAUAUCUGUAAUGCAUUUAUUAAUUACUGAACUCAGUGGCACACUCCAGGCUCACUGUGAAGGAUACUAUAUCUAAAGUCUGGAAGUUGAUUUUCACACCACAGUGAAAUUGAUUGACACCAAUGGCAGGCUGCAAAGUAAAAGAAAUUAUAUGCAAUUGAUACGGUAGUAAACAGACCAAAAUGUGCACCCAUACUAAUCUAGUCAUUUAGAACUCCUCGCCCUGCAGCAACACAACCAGUCCACUGCCCGCCUGUGACAGAACUGGUCACUUUUAAUAUGUGAAAGCAAACAAAACAAGAAUUGGUCUGUGUAGUCAGUAAAGACUCAGGAUAAGGGCCCAGCUACCACUACCCACCCCUUCUGUCUCAGCAUGCUGCAGGACAAUCCCUGGCUGCACAUUUACCCAUACUGGAAACUGAUAUGGCUCCACUGCAUUUUAAAUGUGAUGCUGAAAGUCAUGUUGUACACCAUUUACUGCACAGGCUACAUCAGAAUAGGCCAGAGUGACUCGCAAACAUUCAACAGGAGUUCACUUUACCAGUCCAGCUGUGGUCAGUAGAAGUUAAACUGGUGCAACAUCUGUUUGACUUUUCACCACUGAUGAUUAAGAUACAUGUCACACUGACAGUGAUUAGGUUGUCAGAGUGAACCUGUGUUUGGUCUGGCUCGUUUCUCUCUCAUCUCAGUUGAAAUAAUGUUUUUAAAACAUUGAUAUUAUGAUUUUAUCACUGCAACACUAUUAAUACUUCACUAAGAAGAGACAAAAGAGCCAGUACUGUAAAUAUUACAUAAGAUUUAAAGCAACUGAAUUUUCACAACACAUUGAAACUGUGUGAAAUCGGCAGCUGCCUGGAAGGUUUAACAUCUACGGCAGACCUUCCUGGAUGCUUUGAAAAUAAACCGCAGAAAUGUAAAAGCUUAUGAAAGAGGCUAAAACAUGCCACACCACCUUCCUUAAUGGGGUCCAGGAAGAAGAAAGUCAUGGGGCACUAGUGUUGUCUCAGCUAAUCAGAAUCACUUUCUUUCAGUUAUUUUACAGCUCAGACUGACACCCCUGUCUGCAUUGGAUUUUGUUAUGCUGCGUUUCUGUAAUUUAGAAAGCAGCAGCAGCUUAAUGCUUUGAACAAUAAUUUAUGUACUGAUCAUACUUAUCAGAGAUGUCGUUCAAAGCUGAGAUGAGCUGCAUUAUGUAAUGACCCCUUUUCUGAUUGGCUGAUCUUUUCAAGCCUUCGUCUUGUAUGUGAUGACUUUUAAUCCAUUUGUCAACAUGUGAGGCUUGAUGGAAACUUAAAGGUGGAAAUGCACAGUUAGCAUGGCUGGCUGUUGAUUAUGGUGUUUAGCAGUGUGAAUGCUUAUAGCCAUGAAAACAAAGCCUGUUGAAGGACAAAGUGUGAAUGGAGCAGUUGAGCUUCUCAGCCAUUAGUGGAUUUCUGCGAGUCCUCUACUAACAGAGACAUGUCCAACUGAAGUCCAAUGCCUGGAGCUUAGUGAGGACCUGAUCCUGGUCAGCCCUGUAAUAGAAACUGAGCUGACCAACUUCUCAGUGUGGAUUUUGAAGUGUUUGACUUUUGAUAUACUGGAUUUAAAAUGUCUUGAGGCAAAAGAAAAUAUAAUCACUGUACAUAACAGAGAGGAAGUCAAACAUUUAAAGUCUCUCUACAACUACUAACCUGAUACUCAUUAUUUUUCAACAAUAAAAAUAUUCAUCAAAUUGUU